CUUCAACCGAGACGCCAAAACGAGUCUUUUCAUCUCCACCAUGUCACCGAGACACGAGCUGAGCGAGCCCAGCACGAUAUGAGGAGCGCGUGUCUGCUUUUACAUCUGAUUUUCAGAGUGGAAGAAAUCAUUCCAGCGAGAUAGAGACUUUUCUUUUUGACUUUUUUAUCUGACUCCGACUAUAGAGUAGGUGAAGAUCUGCAGGCAAAGACGACCAGAGAGCAGAAGGACGCCGGAUUGAUCAGCUUUAAAAGGCGAAAUUGGACACCAUGAGUUCCGAUAAGUCAAAAAUGGAAGAUGAGGCGGUGUUGGACAGAGGAGCGUCCUUUCUCAAACACGUCUGCGAUGAGGAGGAAGUGGAAGGUCACCACACCGUGUACAUCGGCGUGCACGUUCCCAAGAGCUACCACCGGAGGAGACGCCACCGACGCAAGUCCAGCCACAAGGAGAAGAGGGACCGGUCGGACCACGGCACCGAGGGGUACAAAUCGGACGGGGACGAGUCCAGCACCAACAUCCUCAAACCUCUGAUUUCUCCAGCUGAGAGGAUCCGCUUCAUUCUUGGAGAGGAAGACGAUGGCCCCCCUCCUCCUCAGCUCUUCACCGAGCUGGAUGAGCUCCUGGCCGUUGACGGACAGGAGAUGGAGUGGAAGGAGACAGCCAGGUGGAUCAAGUUUGAGGAGAAGGUGGAGAAGGGCGGCGAGCGCUGGAGUAAGCCUCAUGUGGCCACGCUGUCCCUACACAGCCUGAUGGAACUCAAAACCUGCAUCGAGAAGGGCACCAUCAUGUUGGACCUGGAGGCCACCACGUUGCCACAAAUAGUUGAGGUGAUCACAGACAGUCAGAUCGAGAACGGUCAGCUGAAGCUGGACCUGAAGGAGAAAGUCAUGUACACACUGCUACGAAAGCAUCGCCACCAGACCAAGAAGUCCAAUUUGCGCUCUCUUGCCGACAUUGGCAAGAGCGUUUCAAGUGCAAGUAGGCUCUUCUCCAACCAGGAGAAUGGUAGUCCGACUACUACCCACAGAAACCUCACCUCCAACAGCCUGAGUGACUUCUCUGACAAACCGGAGAAGGAUCAGUUAAAGAAUAAAUUCAUGAAGAAGCUUCCCAGAGAUGCAGAGGCGUCAAACGUUCUGGUUGGAGAGGUAGAUUUCCUGGAAACUCCCUUUGUGGCGUUUGUUCGUCUGCAGCAGGCCGUCAUGUUGGGGGCUCUGACUGAAGUCCCUGUGCCCACAAGGUUCCUCUUCGUCCUGCUGGGCCCCAAAGGAAAAGCAAAAUCCUAUCAUGAAAUUGGAAGAGCCAUUGCAACACUGAUGUCAGACGAGGUUUUCCAUGAUAUUGCCUACAAGGCGAAGGACAGACAGGACCUGCUGGCAGGUAUCGAGGAGUUCCUGGACGAGGUUAUCGUCCUGCCUCCAGGAGAGUGGGACCCUGAGAUCAGGAUAGAGCCGCCCAAGUCUCUGCCCUCCUCAGACAAGAGGAAGAACAUGUACGCUGGAUUGGACCUGCCUCAGAUGAACGGAGACACUCCCCACGACGCGGGACACGGAGGGGGAGGAGGACACGAGGUUGGAGAGGAGCUUCAGCGAACAAGAAAGUUUUGUGGAGGUCUCAUCCUAGACAUCAAGCGGAAGCUGCCGUUUUUUGCGAGCGACUUCUACGACGCGCUACAUAUCCAGUCUCUGUCGGCCAUCUUGUUUAUUUACCUGGGCACGGUCACCAAUGCGAUCACGUUUGGAGGAUUACUUGGGGAUGCAACAGAAAACAUGCAGGGAGUGCUGGAGAGUUUCCUGGGUACGGCGUUGACGGGGGCAGUGUUCUGUCUGCUGGCCGGACAGCCGCUGACCAUCCUGAGCAGCACGGGCCCGGUGCUCGUCUUUGAACGGCUCCUCUUCAACUUCAGCAAAGACAACGGCUUCGACUACCUCGAGUUCCGGCUGUGGAUCGGCCUGUGGUCGGGCGCGUUAUGUCUUUUGCUGGUCGCCACAGACGCCAGCUUCCUGGUCCAGUACUUCACUCGUUUCACGGAGGAAGGCUUCUCUGCGCUCAUCAGCUUCAUCUUCAUCUACGAUGCUUUCAAGAAGAUGAUCAAACUGGGCCACUACAACCCCAUCAAUGCUGGUUAUGACCCCAACUUAGUCACGCAAUAUGACUGCAGAUGCGUACCUGGCAACACAACAGAUCUCUUCGAAGCUGCGGCGUUGACGAACAGUUCUGAUCUGUCGAUGAACUCCACCUGGGAGACCCUGACUAAAAAGCAGUGUAAGAUGUUUGGAGGUCAUCUGGUCGGAGAAUCCUGUGGAUACGUGCCUGACAUCACCCUGAUGUCCUUCAUCUUGUUCUUUGGGACGUACACCUGCUCCAUGGCUCUGAAGAAGUUCAAGACGAGCCGCUUCUUCCCCACAAAGGUGAGGAAGCUCAUCAGUGACUUUGCAAUCAUCCUGACCAUCCUUGUCUUCUGCGGCGUGGACGCCUUCGUCGGUGUGAACACUCCAAAGCUCAUAGUGCCAAGUGAAUUCAAGCCCACGAGUCCACUAAGGGGAUGGUUUGUUCCUCCGUUUGGGGGAAACCCGUGGUGGGUGUACCUGGCUGCUUCGCUCCCUGCUCUGCUGGUCACCAUCCUCAUCUUCAUGGAUCAGCAGAUCACUGCAGUGAUUGUUAACAGGAAGGAGCACAAGCUGAGGAAAGGGGCAGGCUAUCACCUGGACCUGUUCUGGGUGGCCAUCCUGAUGAUCAUCUGCUCGUUCAUGGGUCUGCCGUGGUACGUGGCUGCCACUGUCAUCUCCAUCGCCCACAUCGACUCUCUGAAAAUGGAGACGGAGACGUCGGCCCCCGGGGAGCAGCCCAAAUUCCUGGGAGUGAGGGAGCAAAGAGUCACAGGUAUCUUCGUGUUCCUCCUCACUGGACUAUCUGUCUUUAUGGCCCCCAUCCUCAAGUUCAUUCCCAUGCCUGUGCUCUAUGGCGUGUUCCUCUACAUGGGUGUGGCUUCACUCAAUGGCGUGCAGUUCAUGGACCGCCUGCAGCUGCUCCUAAUGCCAGCCAAGCACCAACCGGACCUGAUCUACCUGCGACACGUCCCCCAGAGGCGCAUCCACCUCUUCACCUUCAUCCAGGGUCUCUGUCUGGCCCUCCUGUGGAUCCUCAAGUCGACAGUGGCUGCCAUCAUUUUCCCUGUCAUGAUCUUGGCUCUCGUUGCCGUUCGUAAAGCGAUGGACUACGUGUUCUCCCAACACGACCUGAGCUACCUGGACGACGUCAUCCCGGAGAAGGACAAGAAGAAGAAGGAGGAUGAGAAGAAGAAGAAAGGAAAGAAGAAGGGAAGCAUCGACAGUGAAAUGGAAUUUUCCGACUACCCCUACCAUGACAAUAUCCCCAGUAUAAAAAUCUCUAUGGAUAUGAUGGAGCAGGAGCCCAUGUUGGGGGAUAAAUCUUUGGAUAGAGAUGAAUCCAAGACUUUCCUUAACACGCAUUCCCCGUGCUGAGCACUACUUUGAGUCUCCCACUGUGGCCGAGUGAUCUUGAAAAAGGAGGCUACACUAAAGGUUCGCCUCAGAUUCGAAUAGGGAGGGACGCUGGAGAGAACGGUUUCGUCUGGAGGAAGAACUCUGAAACCGAUCUGUGAAUGAAAUAUCUGAAGAUGCAGCUGCGUCGCAAACAAUAACCGUCCUCUUUUUUUUUGUAUUAUAGCAUUUUUAAUACUUCUCUUGUGAGGAUUGAAUCAAAAUGGCUGGAAAGAUUCUGUCUUAAGAUGCAAACACUCCGGUGGUACUGAUUUAUAAUCAGGGCUGAAACGGGAUACUUUUGAGUAUUCUUUAUUUAUCCUGACAGACAAAAGGGCUACUUGAGGUCAUAUAUAUGCAGUUUUUAUGCAAUAUUAACAUUUAUUAUUGUGUACACUUUAAUAACUUAUAAUAAGCAUCCAACCAAAGAUGUAAAAGCAUGAAACAUGCCCAUUUAAAGACAUUUUUAGACCACAGAUGUUUUAAUUUCACUGUGUACAUAUCAGGAGUUUCCUGCUUGUAUUUAUAAGAGAUUAGCUACCUGAUAGACUGUAUUCCCACUGCGGCCAUGCUCUAAUUUACUCUUAUAUUCUAGGUUGUUUUCCAUUUAAACACUGCAGUUUUGGCAGCUGUUUUUAUUUGAUUAAUUCCAAUUGAAAAGCGACUACAAAGACGAUGCAUGCUUAAAAUCCGGGAAGAAAUCAGACCACAUUUCCUGUUAGAAAACAUUUUUGACAGAGCUUAAGCUACUCCCUGUUCAAAGCUAAUGCCAGCACUGAGCCACGUCCGAGAUACCUUUUGAUAAUUACAAACAUAAUCUAAGUGGAAGAAAUAAGAUAUUAUGGUUCAGAGAUGGAGCCAGAGGUGAUCAAAAUCUGCCCAAACUUAAGAGGGUCAAGGGCCAUGCUUCCCCUACUUUUGCUCAUUAGGCUGUCAUAUGCAUAAUUUUCAAGGAAUUUUAAAUACAUUUUAUAUUUGAAAUGCUGACAAAAAUAAAAUGAUGUAGUUUGACCUGCAAAAAGCCUCCUUUGGCACCAACAUCAUUUUCCAUUUGUUCUCAAAAUGUCUUAAUCACUCUGUAAUCAUAACUAUUGCAUUGAAGAUCAAUAAGUUUACUUCUUUCUCUUUAAAAGGUCAAAAAACUAUCCAGGAAUUUGGAGUGGAAGUUCCCAGUUGAAGCUAUUAUUUUUUUAAAAGGACAUAAAAAGCAAAAGUGUCAUUUCAGAUACGUAUAUAUUGAAUUAUUUUGAUUUUUUUCUUUAUAAAAAUGCAGAAAAUUUCAAUAUUUGAUACAAUGUUUAAAUAUUAUGUUGAGUCUUUGUCAUUUUGGCUACAAGAAUGGAAUUUCCCUGUUGUGGGAUCCAUUUGUUCAUUCAGCAGCAACUUACCUCUUUUCAAUUUGAAAGAUUUAGGGCUUUUGGGAAAACAUGCAGCAACCCAAGCUUAUGGCUCAUUUUAAACAUAUUUAUUCAAGCCUGGGCAAAAACCUACAUAUUCUUCUAAACCUGAUCUGCCACUUUCCUUGUGGCUUUUUAUUUCAGUACGGACAAACUGGUUGGAAACACCUCGUCAGUACGAGAAAUACCAGGAUCAUUUGUGCACCAGCUCUUCUUAACAUGUGCAGAAAUAAAUGCAGAGUGCGUUCAAUCGCACCGGUGUUUAUCUGAAUAUGCAAUAUUGCCCUCAGACAGAAAUGACGCAGCCAUUUUUCUAUUUUUUUUUUUUUGCAUAAAUCAGUGCUAUUGGUCAUCCUUUACAUCUGUUGGUGUGUUUUGACAAGAUAAAAAGUGUAAAAAAGAUGCUGACUAUGACAGUUUAUCUGAAAAACCAUCAUUUUUGUCAGUCCUUGUGCAUGGUAGUUCUGGAGAUACAAGGUUUUGGCCUGCCAGCGAUACAGUGGUGCUGAAAGUUAUGAUUGAUAAAUGCAAAAGGAAAUGCAUUAUAAUGCGCAAAUUAUUUACAUGGAAUUUUCACAUUUGUCACCAAAAUGGACAAAAUUAAAACAUUUUUUCCAACUUUUGAGAUGUCAUACACGCCACAGUGCAAAAGUAGCAUUGAAAACUGUCCUAGUGUUGACAUUUUCUGCAAUUAUUCCACAUUGUGAAGCACACAUUUUGCCUUUCAUGUUGGUUUAAAAGAAAUCAUAAUUUUUCAAAAUAAAAGUACAGCCCCUUCCUAUGUUAUAUAACUAUAUUAAAGAUGCAUCAGACAGUUUGUGCUCUUUCUUAGGAGACAUUUUCUGCAUUUUCAUAAAUAAUUCCACACCUUGAAGCACAUAUUUUACCUUUAUGCCAAUCAGAUUUUUUCAGACAAGUCUCACCCUUCUUAUGUUAUAUAACUAUAUGAAAAAUUUACAGUUUUAAAAUUUUUAUUUCUUUAAGAUUCAGAUGGAAAAAUAAUCGAAAAAGAAACACUGUUGCCUCUGUUUAAGCUCCAUUAUUCACAUUGAAUUGCUGCAUCAUCAAUGUAAUUUGGCGCUCAUAUUUCCCACUGAGAGGCCGUUUAAUGACUUUGUCAUUACCCUAAAAAGAAUCAGAAAUAAAAAAAAGAAAUCUGAAUUGAAGCGUACAUCCAUGAUGAGGUUAUGAUGACUGCCCUGCACUGUUAAUGCGAAGCUAAGAUAUUUACACUUAAAACCCUCUUCUAAAUGGCUUGCUACUACAAUCGUUUUUAUGCUUAUGGAAAUGUUAAGAGCAUCUGACGUCAUUUGACUAAUAGUUUGGUUAGCAAGCAUGUUUUUUCAUAUGACAUUUGCUCCAAUCGCUCUCAGGAUUUUCAGUGUUCUUCAUCUUCAUAGUCGCUUUCCAAUCAGGAAAUGAUAACAUGAAAAUGCCUGUCAGAAUGUCAUGAUAGUGUUUAUUGUCCCUUCAUAAGAGCAUGUCCUCUGCAGGAAUAAGGUCUAUAACACCAGCAAUAAGAAGCCUCUCUUUUACUGUAUGAUUUUCUUAAGUAAACACAACAGCUUUUAGCAGAGGAGUUUUGCAUUUUUUUCAUGUUUUUAAUCAUUUAAGUCAAAAGUACUUGUACGAUGAGAUUAAAAGAGUGCAUUUGCUUUUAUAUUAGAGAACAAAAGGACAUCAAUUUUGAAUCAACAAAUGGGCAUAGUGAUCAUUAAUCAAGCAUCGAUCAAAGGCUGCAUAUUCACAGCGAUAGAAUCAAGCUUAUUUUAGCAUCGAGACUGGAAAUUCUGUUUUUGUUUCCUUAUCUUCCAUAUUUAUUUUAUUUAAACGCUCUGUGGAACAAAUUGAAUCUGAAGUAUAUUUUUUCUCCUUGGUCUGUAUCCACUUGGCUGUAUUUUUCCCCGUUUAAGGGAGAUUUAGAUGUAUUAUACUUUAUAUAGCUCUACCUCUUCUGUUUCUCUGUAGGUGCCAGGCAUUUUCAGCAUCUUUUGUGCAGUUUUUAUGUGAUCAAACACUGAUUUAUUUUUCCUUAACUGGCACUGUGUAAGAUCUUUGAAUCCUCACGCUGAGUCCUUUUUAUGCUCUUUGACACUUAAGAUAUUAUAUUCUAUUUUUUGUUAAUCAGUAUGAGAUAGUUAUGUACAAUUUAUUUUAUACGGAAGCCUCAAAAAGGACAUGCAUAUUUACAUUUUAUUUACUCCUUUUCCUACGAUGACGAGGUCCUUCUGUCUGUUUUCUUUAGGUCAUCUUACACUCACUGACCACUUUAUUAGGUACACCUGUUCAGGUACUUUUAAUGCAAAUAUUUCAUCAGUCAAUUACAUUGCAGCAACUAAUGACAAGUCGCUUAAUUCACCUUUGACUUGUGCUCAUUGUCUCGACCAUGUCUGCAUGCCUAAAUGCACUGGGUGCUGCCAUGUGAUUGGCUGAUAAGAUUUUUUUUGUUAACAGGCAGUUGAACAGGCGUACCUAAUGAAGUGGCCGCUUAUCCUGUCUCGUAAUGUUCUUGGUUGUUUUAGAAUAUUUCAGUCAUUUUUUCAAGAUUGCUAGAAAUGAAGUCACAUAAAUGUCAUUGGCUGUAAAGUUAACGAGGUAUCCAGUUAAAGCUCUCAAGAACACAGAUAGAAAUAACUCGUUAUAGAAAGGAAAAGGAGUAAGAUAAUGUGUAGAUGUAUGUUAGCUGAGGCUAAAUCCAAUUUUAAAUUAUUCCCACUCCAGCAUGAAGGAUAUUUAACCCUAAAAUUGCCAUUUGGUAACGAGACAUUGUAUUUUCUGUUUGUUUUUUGUAAUGAAGUUGGGUGUCUGAUAUCCUCACACGCUUGACCGUAGACCCUCGAAGUCUUGAGUAAAAUUUUCCUUUAAAAUGUGAUCAUAUUUAAAACUUUUAAUGUGAUAAAUUCUCAAGCUUUGAGCUCAUUUUUUAAGAAAGUAUGUUGUGUGUGUGUUUUUUUUAUUAUGCAAAUCAACAAACAAUCACUGUGAGGCUAUGCAAUAUUGUGACUGUGUAGGGUUUUCCCUUUAAAGCUGAAGAUUUCCUUGGACACAUCAUGAGCUGUAAUCCAUUUAGCGACAGUUUGAUUAGCGAUGUCUUAAAUUUUCAUGUAACUGCAAUGACUUGAUCACGUCUGAUGCUGAUUGAAUUGUUUAACUAAUUCAGUCGAUUUUUAGGAUAUUUAUCUGAAUGUAACAUCUCAAUCAUUUUAAUGUACAUGUGUAUAUAUAUCUUACUAUGAUGGAAAAUGAUGUUCACAAUCACUGCCGUUCUGAUUCAUAGGGCUUCGAUCAUUGCUUUCUUAAAAAUAGAUUCUCAUUUAUUCUCAGAAUGUGAAGCUUAAGACUGUUAACCAAAAAUCACAAACCACAUCGUCUUCCACUUCAUGCGAUCUGUAUAUCUUGACUUUUGAUUCCACAAUAAAUGUAAUAUUUUUGAUGUUUGUAACUCUGAAAUCGAUUUUAUACCAAUAUAUCAUUAGCUCAAUAACCAUAGGUUACUCUGAAGGAAGCAGAUGUCUGUUUUUUAUGGACUAGUGUUUUCAAUGAGAGCAAUAAAACAGUCCAAAUGAUUCUUAAA
Cheilinus undulatus (humphead wrasse) is the source of this 8474-nucleotide messenger RNA. RefSeq names its product electrogenic sodium bicarbonate cotransporter 1-like. The record is from RefSeq and is a predicted model, not a curated record. The transcript is spliced from 26 exons. NCBI's taxonomy places the organism in Eukaryota, Metazoa, Chordata, Actinopteri, Labriformes, Labridae. Gene Ontology annotation, biological process: bicarbonate transport; monoatomic anion transport; transmembrane transport. Gene Ontology annotation, cellular component: plasma membrane; basolateral plasma membrane. The coding region runs from base 270 to 3485 and encodes 1071 amino acids. Gene Ontology annotation, molecular function: monoatomic anion transmembrane transporter activity; sodium:bicarbonate symporter activity; solute:inorganic anion antiporter activity.